This is a messenger RNA of Lingula anatina, 2766 nucleotides long. RefSeq names its product actin-related protein 8. The record is from RefSeq and is a predicted model, not a curated record. NCBI's taxonomy places the organism in Eukaryota, Metazoa, Brachiopoda, Lingulata, Lingulida, Lingulidae.
GUCUUGAAAGUAUACAUAAGUUGAUGACGUACUACGCAUCCAUAUGCAAGCAAUGACUGAAAUAAAGCUUCAAUAGGUUGGAAUAGGUCCAUCUCCACGGGAUUCAUCGUUGAUUUGUGUGUUUGGGAUGUUUAGCUGAUUGAGGUACAAUGCCACCCACGUCGGGGAAGCGACCGUUUCCACAGUCAGCCCCAGAGCCGCCUCAGGAAACAUUCCAGGGCACUACAAUCAUAGUUAUUCACCCUGGUUCCCUGAACCUGAGGAUAGGGCGUGCUGCUGACACCUUUCCAGUCACUAUUCCACACUGUAUAGCAAGGAGACACGAGGAGGCAGGGCAGACAAGAAAAGAGGAGGAAUGGGUGGCCAGGAAUGAAGCAGAGCAUCCUGGUAGUGAUAAGCAAAGACUGCAAGGUUUGAAGGAAGUUGAGGAAUGUGUUCUAAGUCGACCCAUGUCCAGGGGGGAAUACAGGCAGCCAACAAAUCAUAAACAGCUAUGCCAUUUCAACAACAAAGUAAAGGCUGAUGUGUCAGAAGUCAUGCCACAGAAGCAGUGGACCAGCACGCAGACAGAACCAGAUUACGUUAUAGGGGAGGAGGCUUUAUUCAUCCACCCACAAGAUUGUUAUACCGUGUACUGGCCGAUGCGGAGGGGCCAUCUCAACAUCCAUUCCGGCCCUGCAGGCUCACUGACUGCAGUAAUGGCAGACCUGGAGACCAUUUGGGGAAAUGCCAUUGAGCAGUGCCUGGAUAUACCCAUGAGAGAUUUCAAGCAUUAUAGGAUCAUCUUGCUUAUUCCUGAUAUCUACAAUCGUCAGCAUGUCCGAGAGAUGGUGAACAUGCUUCUGGACAGGCUGGGCUUUGCUGCAGUGCUUCUUCAUCAGGAGUCUGUGUGUGCAGUAUUCGGGGCCGGUGUGCCCACAGCAUGUGUGGUGGACAUGGGGGACCAGAAGACCAGUGUCUGCUGUGUGGAGGACGGCGUAUCACAGGUCACAACAAGAGUGUGUAUGGAGUAUGGUGGCAGUGAUAUCAGCAGGACGUUUCACUGGCUACUUAAACGAGCAGGAUUUCCAUACAAAGAAUGCAACUUAAAGAGUCUACAAGAUGCCAUGUUUAUACAAGAACUGAAGGAAAGACAGUGCCAUCUUGACCAGGACAUGUUUGGUUCCCGUGACUACCACUUCCAGAUCAAGCACCCCGGGCAUCCCAUUGUCAACUACUCCAUGCAGGUGGGGGAUGAAACCAUUCUUGCGGCAAUGUCUCCCUUCUUCCCCGAUCUCCUUGGUCUGAAGGGUGCUCAUCUGGUGAGACUACAGCCCAAGGGGGAGAGCGACCCGGCAGAUAUCUUUGAUGAUGACUAUCUGGCACAGACUCAGAGCAAACAGGAACAGGCUGCCAAGCUUGUUGCAGCACGAAAGAAAGGUACCACAGACCAGUCCUCGCAGCCUCUACCAGACAGCUCGCUCGGCCAAAUGGACGACACACAGUUCAGCACUCAGGCCUUUGAUGAAGACUCCAAUGAUGCCGGAGAUAGCCUCUCCAUGGACGCGGCUGCAAGCAAUACGCCGUCUACCAAGAACAGUGGAGCUUCAAAUCAGACGAAGAAGCCAGAAGAGGAGCUGGCCACAGACAAACUUUUAGGCCUUGAACAAGCCAUACUUCACAGUAUUGAGAAAUGUGACACCGAGGAGGUCAAGAAGAAGAUGUAUAGCUGUAUAGUUGUUGUUGGUGGGGGGCUGUCACUGUUCAAGGCAGCUGACAGCUGGCUGCAGUAUAGAGUGUGGGUCCAGAUGCCAGCCGCAAUGAGGCUGUCUUUGGAAACUAUGGAUGUGAUUACCAAUCCCAAGGAGCUUGAUCCCAGGAUAACCUGCUGGAAAGGAGCUGCCAUAAUGAGCUGUUUGGACACAUCACAGGAAAUGUGGAUUCGGCAGCGAGAAUGGAGAACUGUUGGACCAAGGUUACUGCGCGAGAGGGCAGCAUUUGUGUGGUGAAUUACAGAGACCAAAACCACAGUGGAGAAUUGUUGGACCUAGGUUACUGCGGGAGAGAGCAGCAUUUGUGUGGUGAAAUAUGGAGAUGACAGCCAAAGUUGAGAACUGUCGGUCCUAGGUUACUGGGUGGAAAGCAGCAUUUGUAUGAUGAAAUUUUAAGACCCCAGCGCUAGUGGAGAACUGUCGGACCUAGGUUACUGCGAGAGAAAGCAGCAUUUCUGUGGUAAAUUAUGGAGACUGCAGCGAGAAUGGAAAACUGAGCUAGUGGGACAGAGCUGCAUUUAUUUGGUUGUGUUUGGAGACCACAAAGGGAGUGGAGAACUGUUUGAUAUAAUAUGGUAAAAUAUGGACAUACUGACUUAACAGUAGGAGAAGAGAUAGAACUGUCAUUCCUAGGCUGUUGUGGGAAAGAACUUUAUUUGUGAAAAUUAUGAAUUUGAUAGCAGGGUUGAAAACCUGUAGAAAUUGGGUUACUGUAGAGAGGGCAUGAUUUGUAUGGUAAAGCAUGAAAAGUAUAUGAAAGUGGGAGAACCAUAGAACCCAGAAGAACAUAGAACCUGUGGAGAGGAAGAGAGCACCAUUGGUGUGGUGAAAUAAUGAUGUGACAUGCUCUACAUUCAGUCAGUCACUUAAAACCACUUCAUAGGUUUUUAAGUUCAAACACAACAAACUAGUAUAUUGUGUUUAAAAAAUGUAUUUUUUUUGUACCAGUCAUGAUUAUAGAUCAGACUGAUUUCAAUUUUUUUAUACUGUAAAUAAAUAUCUUUUAUACAAUUUA